Molecule: messenger RNA, 2460 nt
Organism: Leucoraja erinaceus (little skate)
Lineage: Eukaryota; Metazoa; Chordata; Chondrichthyes; Rajiformes; Rajidae
Gene: efhc1
Product: EF-hand domain (C-terminal) containing 1
Biological process (GO): mitotic spindle organization; mitotic cytokinesis; cilium-dependent cell motility
Cellular component (GO): axoneme; mitotic spindle
Molecular function (GO): alpha-tubulin binding
Source: RefSeq, a predicted model, not a curated record
GAAGAGAGGAUCAGCGGGGGGAGAGAAGAAUCAGCGGGGAGAGGGGAGUGAGCGUGUGUUGCAGGCGCCGGGAUGUCGUGCUACCCAGUCCGGGGUCUGCCUUUGCUGCCGGGGUACACGGUCCGCGACCCCACGAAGUCACGCUUCGGGCGGCCGCAGACCUUCAGUUACCGCAACGGCUUCGCGCUGCCGCUGGUGCCGCGGGUCGGUAUCGGCGGUGACCCGCUCCAUGUCAACCCGCUGUCCCAGGCCGAUGUGGACCAACUGGCCGACACCCGGCCCACGCUCACCUACGGACAAGCCCGGCAGGCGCCGCCCUCCGACUUCAUCCCCGGCCACGUCGCCUUCGACAAGCAGGUGCUGCGGUUCUACGGCUUCUUCAAGGAGACGGUGCGUGAGUCCCCGGCGGAGGUUUACCGUGUGCGGCGGAUCGUGCUGCUGUACCACCUGGAGGACGACAGCAUCGCCAUCAGCGAGCCGACCGUGGACAACGCGGGGCUGCCACAGGGGCCGCUCAUCGCCCGCCAGCGGCUGCCCCGGGAUGACCAGGGUCACACCUGGCACUGGCGCCACCUCAAUGUGGCCACCGACUUCACCGCCUACGGCAAGCGCUUCCGCCUCACCGGCUGUGACCGCUUCACCUGGGACUUCAUGCUGAGCCACGGCAUGGUGCCCAACUGCCCAGAGGACACCCCACCCGACCCGUACAUGGAGAGCCGCAAGGAGCCGCCGCGGGAGCACCGCACCCCAUCGGACUUCGACAAACUCAAGCAGUUCCUCACCUUUGACCGCCAGGUGCUGCGUUUCUACGCGUUGUGGGGCGAGGAUGAGGACGGGCCGGACCAGUGCCGCCGCUACAUCAUCCACUACUUCCUGGCCGACGGCUCGCUGGAGAUCCGCGAGGUCUACGAGAAGAACGACGGCAGAGACCCCUUCCCUGUGCUGGUGGGCCGGCAGCGCCUCGCCAAGAGCCUCAACUCUGCCCGCAGCCAGCUUCCCGCCGCCGUGCUGGAGGUGUCGGCGGCGGAGGUGGCUGAGUGGCUGGGCCCGCGGGACCUGGUGGUGGGCAAACACGUCACGGUGCUCGGCCGCCGCUUCUUCAUCUACGACUGCGACGCGUUCACCCGCCGCUUCUACCAGGACAACGUCCGCGGCAUCGACCUGCACCCGGUCGACAUCUCCCUGAAAGCACCCGCUCCUGAAGAGAAGUGGAUACCGCCCUACAACGGCUUUGGGUCGCUGGAGGACUCGGUGGAGAACUGCCUGUCGCUGAUCCCGAAAGCACCCAAGAAGGAUCUCAUCAAGAUGCUGGAGAACGACAAGGUCAUCUUGAGAUACGAGUGCAGGAUGGAGUCGCGGUUCCCGGAGGACCGGCAGCGCCGCUUCAUCCUGAGCUUCUACGUUGCGACCGACACCAUCAGCAUCUUCGAGCCGCCGCUGCGCAACUCGGGACGCACCGGCGGCAAGAUCCUGUCCAAGGUGAAGAUCCCCAAACCCGGCAGCACCGCCGACAAGCCUCGCUUCUACACCACCCCGGACCUGGCCAUCGGCUCCACUGUAGAAGUUAUCGGCUACCUGUUCAUCAUCACGGACGCUGACGAGUUUGUGUACAAAUACGUCGAGGAGCACGCUGCUGACCUCCCGGCCGAGACUGUGGCAUCGUUCCGGCAGAAGUCGCAGGGGCGGGCGAGGGCAGCUGCCUCCGAGGCCCGCCCGGCUGCCGCGGAGGAGACGGAUCCGUGCCCACCGGCGACGGGCGUGGGGGAAUGCCCCGUGCCCCCAGAGUGCCAGCAGCUGCUCGAAACCUCACCGCUGGCAGCACAGCUGUCCAGGAACACCUGCCUGCCCCUGCCCGGCGACAUGCUGGUGCCCAGGUACCAGAUGGAGGUGCCCACACCCCUGGACCCAGCCAAAACACCUGCUCCCCCACCGGCUGACAUCUGUGGCCCACAGCUCAUGCGCAACACACAGACUCCCCUGGGCCUUGAUGCCCGCAGUCCCCAGUACCAGGGCAAUGCCCGCAGUCCACAAUACCAGGGCGAUCCCUGCCCACCCCAGUACCAGGGAGAUCCCUGCACUCCCCAAUUCCUGGGUGAUGCCCACAGUCCGCAGUACCAGGGAAGUACCCAGAGUCCACGAUACCAGGGCGAUCCCUGCCCUACUCAGUAUCAGAGUGAUCCAUGCCCACCCCUGUACCAGGGCAAUGCCCGCAGUCCCCAGUACGCCAUCAACACCCUCACCCAGGGAAAUGGGCUCCAAUGCACCAUCCCCACUCCCCAGAGCCAGGGCAAUGAUUGUGCCCCUCCAGAGGGCUAUGCCCGCACUCCCCAGUACCAGGGAGAUAUGUGCAGCCCCCUUGGCCAACCCCGACUACCCCCCUGCUGAUCCCCACACCUUAGCACAGUCGCUCCCCGGAAUCGGAAUCGGAACCAGUGCUCCAUACUUUAAAUAAAGUGUUAA